Monoraphidium neglectum is the source of this 2079-nucleotide messenger RNA. RefSeq lists its product as hypothetical. The transcript has 4 exons. Lineage: Eukaryota; Viridiplantae; Chlorophyta; Chlorophyceae; Sphaeropleales; Selenastraceae. The coding region runs from base 1 to 2079 and encodes 692 amino acids. The record is from RefSeq and is a predicted model, not a curated record.
AUGGCGCGCUAUGCCGGCCCGGCCAACGCGCUUUCAUGGCUCUCGGCGCAGCCCCGCCUCGCGCCCGCAGCCGCAACCCCCGCCACCGUCCGCGCGCUCGCCGAGGCCGUCGCCGCAGCGGGGCGCGCCGCUGCCGCCGCGCCGCCGUGGGAGACCUGCAGUGACGCGGUCACGGCCAUCUGCCCCUGCUGCCACCCCCACGGGUCGCACGCAACGCUCGCCCAGCACGUGCCUCUGCUGGGCGGCGCGCUGAUGGGUCGCAAGCCGCCAGAUCCCGAUCUCUUCGCCUUGGUGCUUCAGGUACCCGGGGCGCUGUCCGGCCUGCUGCGCGCCGUGCUGCUAGACGGCUCCUUCCACAACCAGCCCUUUGCUGUGAUGGCCGUGCACCUGACGGCCCCAGACCGCGCCCGUGCCGUUUCGCUCGCCAACGCCGUCGCGCGGGCGGUCGCACGCGAGCGCGCGGAGCCCCUGCUCUGGUCCGCAGUUGCCGCGCGGCUCGCGGCCGCCGCGCGCGUGGGGGCGCGGCAGCACAACUGUGAUGAGGGUGCUGCGCUCUUCUCCGCGGUCCAGAUUGCCAGCAAGGCGCAUGACCAGCUGUUUCGGGACCUGGCGUCGCACGCGCCCGCGCUGAGCCAAAUCCUGGCGGCGCUGACAGACCGCGUCCGGCCCGGCGGUGGCGGCGGCGGCGGCGGCAACGGGUGCGGCAGCUGGGACGGCGGGGGCGAGGACACCGUUUGCUGCUGCCUGAAGCUGCUGCAAGGCGCGGCCGCUGCGGACCCUGGCGCGACGCUGGCGGCCGCGGGGCCGGCGGGGGCGCUGGAGGCGCCGCUGCUGGCGGUGCUGGCGGGGGCGCCCGUCCUCCGAAAGGCCGGCCGGCCCUCCACAAGUCCCGCCCUCGCCGCAGGCCUGCUGCACGCCGCCGCGCGCCAUGAAAUCACCUCCUCAGCUGCGCCGGCGCCAGUGGUCAUGUCCGCGCCGGGCUCCGCGGCGGCCGUCGCCGCCGCGCUGCGCGCCGCGUGCAGCGCCAAGGGGCGCGCGCGCGACGGCGACCGCGCGCACCUGCUGCACAAUGCGGCGGCGCUGGUGGCGUUCUGCAUCGCUAUCGACGGCUCGGGCCGUUGGACGGUCGAGCUCGCGUCGCCGCGGCACGGCGCGCUGCGUGCGCUGGUGAAGGCCGCGCGCGCCGGACCCGCCGCGUUCGCGGCGCCGGGCGGCGGCGCCGCGGGCGACCUGGCGCCCGUUCCCCCCGAAUAUAUUCGCGCCCAGGUCGCCGGCGCCCUCGGCGCCAUCGCCUACGCGCUCACGGAUCCCUUCUCUUCGCCUGCCACGGGGCUCGUGAUUACAACCUCCGCAGCCGAGGCAGCAAAGGAAGUGGCCGCGGAGGAGCUGCCGCCUGAUGCAGAGUUGCGGGCCCUUGUGUGGGGCGGCCUCGCGGCAGGUAGUUUUGAGGGGCUGGAUCGGGCGCGGGUCAUGGCGCUGCGCUCGCCCGUCGCGCAGUACGACCUGGCCGCCACGCCUGGCGCGCUUGCCUGGCUGGCGGCGUCGGCCAUCGACGGCGCGGGCGACCCGGGCCCCCCUGGCGCAAUGGCGGGCGCGGCGCUGCAGCUGCUGCACGCGAUCGGCGGCGGCGACCCGGGCUGGCCGCUGGAGCGCGGCUGCAUGCCGUGCGCGGUCGAAGAAUGCAUUGACGCGAUCUGCUGCAUGCACUUCCGCUCGCCAAACGCGGCCGUCGCGUGCGCGAGGGCGGCCCUGGCCCUGCGGAAUGUUGCGGAGCGUUUCGCUAACGACGAGGAUGAGGAGGGCGGCGCGACGGCGGCGACCAACGCAGCCGCGGCGCUCGAGGCCCUGCAGGCCGGGCGGCUGCGCGGCGGCGGCCAGGCGCAGGACGGUUCGAAAUUUAAGAAGUGCGGCGCCUGCGGGAUACCGAGGUACUGCGGCCCUCAGUGCGCCAAGGCUCACUGGAAGGCCGGCCACAACAAAGAGUGCAUUGGCGGCAGGGGCGCAACGGCCGGCGGGGGCGGCGGGGGCGCGAGCAGCAGCAGCGGCAACGGUGCGCCCAAGGCCGCACUGCAGUCAUAG